GCUCGGCGCCAUGGCGGUAGAUGAGAUCCGGGUCUGUGAGAGACUUAAGCGCAAUGGCUGCAAGUUCAGGAGGACAAUGGAGCGAAUAUUCCAGGAGUACAACCAUCCAUUUGAAGAUGACCUAAUUGUUAAUCUUGAGGAUAUGACUGUUGAUGCUCCAUCAGGUCCAGUAGCAUGGUGUCCCAUUGACUCUCCGCAUUCUUUCUUGAGAAAACAAGCCAGAGUUAACCGUAAGAAAAAGUCUGGAAAACAUUAUGCACCUGAUGAAAGCCUGAAGGACCUGAUGAGCACAGAGUUAUCAGGUCAAGCAGAUCGGAGUUCUGAAUUUAAAGCUGUUAAAGAUGAACAAUGCAUACCAAGUAUGUCCAAGUUACAAACCAGUAUCUCCAUUGGGAAUAUGAACGUGGGCGAUAAAUACAAAAUAGAUGUAGAUAUGCUGGCUACUGGCCUUGAUAAACCUGGAAAGCAAGUCUUGGUGGAAUGUGUAGGGAAGACGAAAGACAAGCCAUUGAUCAUGUUUACUCCCACGUCGAGGCUGGAAGUUGGAUUGUUGCAUGUUUAUCAUGAUUGCAGAGAUGACUUUCGGACAUCAAUUUCUGGAGAUUUAAAUAAUUCAUCAAGAUCCAAGCAUGAUGAUAAAGAUGAUUCACAUUUCAUUUCUUCUGUGUCUAAUGACUCUUUGUCAGCAAGAUCACUUUGUGAACUUGGUGGCAAGGAAGUUGCAUAUCCACUGAGACUUGAGAACAACAGAAGCAAUGUCUUAGAUUUGGAAGAAACUGGAUCCAUUUGUAUCAACCAAGAUUCCAGGGAAAGCCACGAUGAUUCAUCUGGUUUAAGUGAUACAACCCUUAUUGAUAUCUAUCCAAGUAUGCUAGCUUCGAUGAGUAACUUGCUCAACCGUAGUUACAAGACACAGACUGCCUCCAGAUUAAUAAAGCACUAUCGACGUCUCCAGUUAAAUGUGUGUAAAUCAAAAUUAAAUACAACUCAAGAUGGAAUAAGAAUGAAGAGCAAAAUGGAUGUCCAAAAAUCAAAUGUGAAGAGUUAUCCCAUUAUUGAAUUGGAAGCAUGUAAUGGAACCAACCAAGUGAAUAGAAAUGUUUGUUCUCUGAAGAAAUUCAAAACCACAGAAUGUAAUUUUGAUUCAUGUAUUUCUGUGAUUGAUGCUGAAGAUUCUGAGAUUGUGCAACAAACAAAUUCCAAAUCAUCUGAAACUAAAGAUUCCAACUUUAGCAAUUCCUGUCAUGAUGCAAUUAACUCUCAAUCCCUACCAACAAGUCCUUGCAGCCCAAUAAGUCCUGUACUAGUUACAAAUUGCUGCAAUGUGAGCAAAACGUCAAGUCUAAAAAUAACUUUGAAUGAAUCUUGUUUGCCUCAACUGGAUACCAUGAUUAAUUCUAGUUUCAAAUGUUUGAGCCGAAAAUCUAAUCCGUCAAAGGCACAGUCACCAUACUCGAGAAACAUUUUUAAUCAUCUACCUGAGGCACAACUAUCGCCAUCAAACAACAGUAUGGAAACAAAAAGAAAUUCUGUUGUCAAUUCCAAAUCACCAUUUAAAAUGCUUUUGCAUUCAAGUAAUAUUUCCUGUACUGCUCAAAAAAUUAAAAGGAGACAUUCGUUUUCCUCCACAUGUUCUGUUCCAGGCAUGUUCCAUUCAAUUCAGAGCCCGCUUAAAACUCCAGCAAGAGAGAUGGAUGCAUUUGAAUCGGUGUAUCAAAGUUUGGCUCAUAAUUCAUUCUCCUUUCCAACUGCUGUGAAACUUCCCAAUGUAUUGAAUGCUUCUCCUAUCCCUGGUAGAACUGUUACAUCAGUAACAUCUGUUACAAAUUCAUCUUUCCAACUAUCAAGAAAACGUGCUGCCUCUACGGACAAGAUAAUGGAAACUUCCCGAUUACCAUUAAAGAGAUUCUGCUCUUUGCCAGAGUCCUCUAGUUCAAGACAGGAUAAUCCAGAAAUGUUAACGCUGAAUACUAUAUUGCAAGGACAGAAUUACCACUGUACAAAAAUAAGUGGCUUUUAUUCACCAGGAAGCCAGCAGCAAAGAGGGAACUUGACUGUGAGCUCACCUAUUAAAUGGGAAGAUAUCUAUAGAAAAUACUCCAGUCAUGGUACUGUUUUGCCUAUUGUAAAUAGUUCGGGAAAUACCGUGAGUUUAUGUUUAUCACCUAGACUUCGGAACAGAGUUUCUAGAAAACUGGUCUAUAACAAACUGAACACGCCGGUCUGACUAAAGCUGUGAAGUGUGUCACAAACGAGUUUUUGGUUGUUUCUAAGAAUUAAUCCUUGUCAUGCCUAUAUAGCAAAAUCUGAAUGAGACGUUAAUUAUCUACUAUCUGUUCAAUGUUUUACAUUUCUAUUUUGUUAAAAUUUUAGUUCAUAUUUCACAAUUGUGAAUAUUACAGCUAAACCAGUUUCCCACUUUCCUGUACUUUGAACUUGUUUGCUGGCUUUUAUAUAUUCAAUUUUAUAGAAUUGUUGUUUUUAUAUUGUAGAUUGCUAGCAUUAUUAAGGACCAUAUGAAUCAUUUGGUAUCACUUGUAGAAGAGUCGAUGCAUGGUGUUUUUAACUUAAUGGGCAAUAACUGUGUUAUUCUGAUGCAAAACCAGCAAAAUGCUCCUCCAGGAAGUCUUGAUUCACUUUGUCCCAUAAUCGAGAAGCAUUCACAACAAACGUAGAGUCAAAGAAAUUUCUCUCACUGUGUAUUAGUGUUUGUGUGAAAUAUUCUUUGGUAUCUUUGAUCUUGCCUGUAAAAUGACUUGUAAGAUGAGUUGUGUUUCUUUGUAACUUUGAAUUGUUACUGAAUUAUACCUGCAUCAAGAGAAAAUGGUGAUGGUAUAUUUAUUUAUAGUCUUAGCAUUAGUCAUGACAGUAAUAUGUUUUAUAUUUCAAUUUGUGCUUAAUUUAUCUCCUGAGAAAUAAAUUUGGAAUAAAUGAGAA
Molecule: messenger RNA, 2937 nt
Organism: Hemiscyllium ocellatum (epaulette shark)
Lineage: Eukaryota; Metazoa; Chordata; Chondrichthyes; Orectolobiformes; Hemiscylliidae
Exons: 11
Coding region: 11-2227 (738 amino acids)
Molecular function (GO): histone binding
Source: RefSeq, a predicted model, not a curated record